UGGAAAACAUGACGUCAGAUCUCUUUAAACUUCGAGUGUACAUCACGUGACCUCGCGUACCUGGGCGGCCAUCGCGUGCAGGAAGCACCCACGCCACCUUUGAUGAUUACAACAUCUUGGUGAUUGGGCCAAGUUCUGGUUGCGCGCAACCGGACGGCGCCUUCUGUUCGCUUAAUUGUACUGGAUUGCAUCUGCUACCGAUGGAAAAGUCGCCUCAAAUAACGUAUAUCUUUUAACAGCACACGCAUCCGGCCGGAGUGUGUCAGUGUCGGGCGACUCAGGCCCACAGCGAGCGCACCGCGGUCCAAUGCAAUACUGCGCUUGUUUCGCUUCGGCUUCAGGAAAUGGCGGGCAGAAAGCGCAGCGCUCCAGUGGAAGCCAGCACGAGGACAACGCGCGCGAGCGCUAGAGCUGCGUCGCAAAAUGCCGCGGGCCGGCCCGGGACGCAGCGGAAACCUGCAGGCAGAAGCGCCGACCUCCCGGACGUCUACCGCGAGAUGCUGGUCGAGGCGAGGUCCGAGUUCACCUCGCGAGAUGCAACUGUUGCAGAAAGACCCUUCAAACGGAAGCGCCCCGGCGAAGGACGCCCUGUCCGAGCAGAGCAGCAGCAGAAGGAGGGUGUUGUUGCCAAAACCAGGGCGCCCGGCAACAGGAAGCCAAACCCCGAAGACAUCCUUGGCCCUGAUACUUCCAAUGACGAUAACAUCGACUUCGAGGGCGUUGUCCUGCCGACAGCCACAGUGCAGACCAUUGUAAGAGAAUCGGAAGAUGAGGACGACGACGGUGAGAUCGACUUCGAAGAUGUCGCCAUUGAGCCUGCCCGGUCGUCGGCUGCCGGGGCGGGCGAGGAGUCCAAACGACUGAACCUAGACCUCUCGGCGCACAUGGCGGCCAUGACCCAGCGCCGCGCUGACCGUCGCAGGGCCAUCAGUCGAGAGGAGAAAGAACGCCGUGUCGAGGUGCACAAAAUACAUCUUGUGUGUCUUCUUGCGCACGUUGAGCUCAGAAACCGGUGGUGUAACGACCCGCAUGUGCAGGAUGCCCUCCGACCACUGCUUCCUCCGAAAACAGUGGCGGCUCUGCUUCCCAGGGCGAGUCUCAACCAGUUUGGGCGCACAGAGUCGCUGAGAAAAGGCCUCCAGGAGGCAAAGGACCUGUUCAAGUUGAGGUUUGCCAUCACGGAGCGUGGCUUGCGGAGGGCCUUGUGGGCGGAGGAUGAAGAACAACUCAAAAGUUAUGAGCUUCCCGACGAUAUCGAGUCCACCCUGGAGAAGAGUGAUUUCCUCGAGGCCGCCCGGACGCUACAUGGUUCGCGCGAUGUCGGUGCCCAGUUAUUCUGUGCACUACUGCGAUCUGUAGGGGUCGAAGCCCGACUGGUCUGCUCGCUGCAGCCUCUGUCCUGCGUCGCUGGUGCCCCUCCGAUGCCGAAGCAACAAACACCCAAAAAGCAGCCCUCGAGAGCCGAAGUCUACGCAGCAGCAAUGGCAAGGCAGGAGAGCCAAUUUCCAGAGUUCCAGGCCGGCGCAACAACGCCUUCCCCCCGUCGACGGCUUGGUCACCCGCACGCAACCGCCUAUCACGUCCCGUCCAUGAGCGCAUCCCCUCAGCCACCCCCAGCACCGCCAGCCCAGACUCCGAGGAGAAUCCGUGGCGAGUCCCCCUUUCCCGUGUACUGGGUCGAAGUCCUCGAUGUAGCGCACCAGAAAUGGCAACCCGUCGACCCGCUCGUAACCCACACACAGUGGAAGCCGCGCGCCCUCGAGCCGCCAGCCUCGGACCCGCAGAACUGCAUGACCUACGUGUUCGCCUUCGAAGCCGACUCCAGCGCGCGCGACGUGACCCGGCGCUACACCAAGGCCUACAACUCCAAAACCCGCAAGCUGCGCAUUGACGGCGCCACCGCCACUCUCACGUCCUCCUCUACCUCUACCUCUACAACCUCCGAGAAGGAAAACGCCCGCUGGUACCGCCGCCUGCUCCGGCGGUACACGCGCCCGAUCCCCACCGACCUCGACCAGAUCGAGCUCAACGAGCUGGCGGCCGAGGAGGCACGCGAGCCGAUGCCGCGCAACGUGGCCGACUUCAAGGACCACCCCGUCUACGCGCUGGAGCGGCACCUGCGGCGCCACGAGGUGCUUGUUCCGGGAGCCGAGGCCAUCGGCACGGUCAGCGCUGGGGCCAGGGCCGGCGCCCCCAUGGAGCGCAUCUAUCGCCGCCGCGAUGUGCGCGUCGCCCGGACCAGAGAGCGAUGGUAUAGGCUUGGUAGGGUGGUGAAAGAUGGCGAGGAGGCUGUCAAGAGCCUGCCGAAGAGGAAGAGGCGGAAGGGGGCGCUGGACAGUGACGGUGACGGAGAGGAUAAUGCCUACGAUGAUAAUGAUGAUGAUCCGGACAGGGUGGGCUUGUUCGGGGAUGCCACGGCCGGGUAUUCGCCGCUGUAUAUGCUGGAGCAGACCGAGGCGUAUGUGGCGCCGCCGGUGGUGAACGGGCGGGUGCCCAAGAACAAGUUUGGGAACCUGGAUCUGUACGUGCCGAGUAUGGUGCCGCGGGGGGGUGUGCAUAUUGCGCAUGAGCGGGCGGCGCAGGCGGCGUUCAUACUGGGCGUGGACUAUGCGCCUGCACUGACUGGGUUUGAGUUUAAGGGCAGGCAUGGCACGGCGGUGUUGAACGGGGUGGUCGUGCCGCAGGAGGCUGGCGACGCGGUCUGGGCGGUGAUUCAGGGGCUGGUGGAUAUGGAAGCCGAAGAGGAACAGGAGAGAAGGACGAGGAGGGCGCUGAGGAUGUGGAGCCGGUUCUUGAAGGCGCUGCGGAUUCGGGAGAGGAUAUGGGCUGGCGUAGAUGAGGAGGCGGAGGCAGAGGUGGAGCGGGAGAGGGCAGAGACGGAGGACAAUAGCAAGGGCAAGGGGAAAGAGAAGCAGGCGGUGGAGGAAGAUGAUAUUGGCAUGGAAGACGCUGUGAGCGAGGACGGUAUGGGAGGAGGUGGGUUCUUCGUGCCAGAUGAAGAAGACGAGGAUGGUGGCGGCGGUGGUGGGUUCCUUGUUGAAUAGUUUUUACUAGUGUCCAUGAUGGGAAUGUGCCGAAAAGGGUAGUGUACAUAUCCAACCGCAUGGGGAGGGAGGGAGCUUUUGGAGCCGAGGCUAGACCUGGUGCAAGAUAUCCAAGAAACAGAUAAUGGUGUGUCAUGUGGCGGAGCAUAGCCAGUACCUACCGCAUCCGCUAUUCUUGGGUAGACAGAUACGAUUAAGACCUAGGUAGGUGGUGACACGUAUGAUCUAUCAG
Molecule: messenger RNA, 3276 nt
Organism: Chaetomium strumarium
Lineage: Eukaryota; Fungi; Ascomycota; Sordariomycetes; Sordariales; Chaetomiaceae
Exons: 2
Coding region: 345-3044 (899 amino acids)
Biological process (GO): nucleotide-excision repair; mismatch repair
Cellular component (GO): nucleotide-excision repair factor 2 complex; nucleus; XPC complex
Molecular function (GO): damaged DNA binding; single-stranded DNA binding
Source: RefSeq, a predicted model, not a curated record